CUUUGAACGUGGGCGGAUAUUUCUGGUGUUUUGAAUGAGAAGGCGUGGUUUUCGUGUGUUGGGCAGUCGUUUGUGACGUCACCGCUUGACAGACAAGCCUCUGUUUAGUAACUAAGCUGCUGGCUGUGAGAUGUAACAACAAAAGACGGGCGAGCUGUGCUGUGUUGAGUCUUUGAAACAAAGGGUUUUCUGAAGCAGCCCCCAAAAGCACUGACAUCUCCCGGACCAGCCUCGCAACGCUAACCGAAGUAAACGGAUUUGGGGCCCGUGAACAGUAACCGAAGUAAACGGAUUUGGGGCCCAUAGCUUUGGACACUUAGCGUUCAACAAGACAUCCGCCUUGGAUCCGUGCAUUUAGUAGUGGAUUAUUUUGCGUAAAGCCUUGUGUCGAAAGAAACUUACAGAAACGUUAGUGGGGUAGCUGCUGGGUUCCAGUGCAUCACCACUUUUAGCGGGCAGCAUCAGUGUGGAAGAAGGGUUAGGCGAAGGAGCGUCCGACUUACCAAGCAGAGUACAUCCAAAAGGCUUGGCCCGAAUGCGGAUUGUUUAUCGAGAACCGAGUGAGUGGAUAAAGACAACGAGCGGGGGAAAAGUCUAAGAGAAAGCGGUAUAUUUAUUGGGCCGGUGUGGGUGUGCAUAUAUAUAUAUCAAAGACGCUUUCACUGAGUGUAUACCUGAGAAGACGGUCCCGAGCAGACUCUGGCACCGACCAACGCACGAGGCGUCCACGCUCUAUACGAAUAAUUAGUACAUAAAAUGGGACCCGUCAGAUUGCAUAGUUUUGAAUGAAGAGGGUCCAGUGGACUGGAUUGGAUGCGUUGCGAAAACCAAGUCGGCCAGCGUGCAUGGGACAGGCAAACGAAAACAGACACAAAAGAGAGACAAAGGUUUCCUGGAAAAAAGGAUUCUGUGCAAGGAAACAACACAGCUUUAAAAACCGCGGUCGAGCUCUCCAUGGAUAUAGAUACAGACUAUGAGAGACCAAAUGUUGAGACACUAAAAUGUGUGGUGGUUGGAGAUAACGCUGUGGGGAAGACACGACUGAUUUGUGCAAGAGCCUGUAAUGCCACCCUCACCCAGUACCAACUGCUUGCCACCCAUGUGCCUACUGUCUGGGCAAUUGACCAAUAUCGAGUGUGUCAAGAGGUGUUGGAACGGUCUCGUGAUGUUGUGGAUGAGGUCAGUGUCUCUCUACGUCUGUGGGACACCUUCGGAGAUCAUCACAAGGACAGGCGUUUUGCAUAUGGCAGAUCAGAUGUCGUGGUACUUUGUUUCUCACUUGCCAAUCCUAACUCUCUGCGCCAUGUGAAAACGAUGUGGUUCCCUGAGAUUAAGCACUUCUGUCCGCGAACCCCCAUCAUCCUUGUGGGGUGUCAGCUAGAUCUCCGUUAUGCUGAUCUUGAUGCUGUUAACCGUGCACGUCGACCACUUGCCAAGCCCAUCAAGCCAACAGAUAUACUGCCACCAGAGCGAGGUCAUGAAGUAGCUAAGGAGCUUGGCGUUCCCUAUUAUGAAACUAGUGUGGUUGCUCAAUUUGGAGUGAAAGAUGUCUUUGAUAAUGCAAUCCGCGCUGCUCUAAUCUCACGUCGACAUUUGCAGUUCUGGAAGUCCCAUCUGAAGAAGGUGCAGCGUCCCUUAUUACAGGCACCUUUUCUGCCACCAAAGCCACCUCCACCUGUUAUCAACAUCCCUGAGCGUUCCCCUCAUGAGGGUGUGGCACCUGCCACCUUGUUCUGUGUACCCAUCUGUGCUGAUGUCCUCUUUCUACUACAGGGAGGUACAUACCGCAUCUUUGCCCAUAAGAUUUACUUGGCUACUUCUUGCUCUAAAUUUUAUGACCUGUUUGUUAUGGAUCUGACAGCUGCAGACUUAUAUUUUGAAGAUGGUGAAAGAGAUAGGGAUGAGAGGAAAGGAGUAAAGGAACAAGCUGCACGCACCAAAAGUUUGGACAUUGAUAAGGACACUUUAAAUGGAAAUAGCAUAUCCCACACUCAUGGUGGGAACCUGAAGACUUCAAAGAGUGACAAUGCCCUUCCUGACAGAGCUCAGAACCAGGGUGGCAUUUUUUCUGCUAAGAACCUCUCUAGUUGGGGGAGAGGUUUUCUUAGUAUGUGUCUGGAGCAUGUUGAAGAUCCAGUUACCCACCGAACUAGGCUUAUGACAGUUGUGGCUAUGGAUUCUCUUGUUCUUCCUGGACCCUUCCAAGUUGUGUUAGAGUAUCUGUACAUGGGUAGCUUGGAUGAAAAACGUGGUGAUCUAAUGCAGGUGGCCACUAUUGCAGAGCUGCUGGAAGUUUUUGACUUGCGCAUGAUGGUGGCUAACGUUCUCAACAAAGAGAGUUUCAUGAACCAGGAGAUAACAAAGGCAUUCCAUGUCCGUCGUGCCAAUCGUAUCAAGGAGUGCUUGGUGAAAGGCACCUUUGCAGAUGUUGUCUUCCACAUGGAUGAUGGUCAACUGCCAUCUCAUAAGCCUUUGUUGAUUGCCAGUUGUGAUUGGAUGGCAGCUAUGUUUAGUGGAUCUUUCAUGGAGAGCUACAAUGACCAGGUUUCUAUUCCUAACACAAGCUGCACAUGCAUGCGGACAGUCCUUGAGUAUCUUUACACCAGCCUCUUGGCUCCUUCACCAGGGCUUGACUUACUGGAACUCAUCGAACUGGCCAGUAGGUUGUGCCUGCCACGCCUUGUUGCUCUAACAGAGCAAUAUGCAAUUGAUGAAAUGCUGAGAGCUGCGAGUCAAGGAGUUGAUAUGGAUGGACAAGUGUUGGCAUAUUUAGAAAUGGCACAGUUCUACAAUGCAAAUCAGCUGGCGGCAUGGUGUCUGCAUCACAUCUGCACAAACUACAAUAGCAUCUGUCGCAAGUUACGUAAGGAGAUGAAGGGGAUGUCACCAGAAAAUCAACAACACUUUGAGAAACAUCGCUGGCCACCUAUUUGGUUUCUAAAGGAAGAGGAUCGAUACCUGCGCUCUAAGAAAGAACGAGACAGAGAGGAAGAAAUUCUUCGGAAACAACAUACCAAGCGAAGCUGGUGCUUUUGGAAAAACACGGUCUCAUCCCACGUCUCCUGAAAGUGCCCAUCUGCUUUAGCUUGUCUACGCCAGCACUACAUGUGUGCAGACUAAAGAGUGAUACCCUUCAAAAGAGAAGUUCUCAGAAAUGCUAGGAGCUUGCAAAGAAAUAGUCACUCCUUUGACGAUGGAGUGAUGAAUUGUUUCUUUUAAGCACAGACAGUUUGAAUUGGUGUGGCUUCGCAAUUGAGGUGCUCCGCUCAAAGAAAAUUAGCAUGGAUUGUUGAUAUAAAGAUGAAAUGUUCAAGAUACAGUAUUAGCUGACGCAGCCCUGUGCAGUUGUAGUUCUCAUGGGAAAUGGUGAUACCAAUAGCAACACUGGAAGGAAGCUGCCAUGUUGGAAUGGUGCCUGUUAUCAUCUUUGCUUGCCUGUCAUUUUGGCUCCUGAAGUGUCACAGCUGACUAUGGUAAGCAGCUCUGAGAACACCAAGAAUGCAAUCCUCCAAAUCACUGCCAGACAGCAAAGGGCUGAGGUGUGAGCUGACUACGUUCUCCUACCCAAUGUUUUUGGAGCUGUGAUUUUUUUUUUUUUUUUAAAGCACAAGUAUUAACUCAAUAUUUUGAUUCUUUGUCCCGUCGCAUGAUGCCAGGGAUGACAUUUAAAUAAGUGUUUUCAUAAACCUGUGGCUGCUUACAGUGUUAUGAGGCAUGGCUUAAGGAGCCUUUCAAAUUUUCAAGCAGAUGUUAAAAGAUGCAUGAAUUCUGCUUACAUGAACCCAUGAAAAGAAAAUUCUGUGUCCCUUUAACACUGUUAUGUCAAAAACACCUCCCCACCAACAGCACUUCCCUGCAUGCCCACUCAUGCAGUGCUCUUGAUCACAUCUGUGCCUUCUGCCGGUUUACGUCCAAGGAUUUUGAACUUGUGUGUCACUCAGUUCUUUGUCCACAGAAGAUAUCUUUAAAAGACUGGACAACAGCCCUGGGCAGUGGUGGCUGUCAUGUGCUGUUGUUUACCAACAGUCUAUGGUGGUUUCCCUCCCAUUUCCCAAGUUGACGGACCCAAACUUGGAGAUGCUUCCUUUUGAGAGUUUUGAUCGAAGUUUAUGUGAUUCAAAUGUUUUCCCCAUUUGGUUGAUUUUUACUAAUCUGGCUUUGAUCCAGCUGGGAGGUAUUACUGCGGCCUUUUAUCUCCUGAGCUGGGUUAGCUGGUAGAACUUCCAGUAUCCAGUGUAUUUUGGGGUAACCCAGACAAUCUUUGGCAGUGUCCCAUGAAGGCCUUGAAUACAUGUGACUUUAUGUGGGUUUAACACUUAAAGCUUUUAAAAUGAUAGUUGAGUAGUCUCCUGUACUUGAGUUGUCAGGAGGCAGGUCCAUAGUUUGAAUAAGUUAGAAGAGUAGUCAUGAUUACUAUGAAUGCAUUUAACACAUCAGAUUGAAUUAGUAUGUGAACAGACAGACUGUACUUAAAGACACCUACCUCUGAAAGAAUCUGAUCUUGGAGAACAUUCAUCCUGAUGUAAGUAAGGACUGCAGGAGGAGGAGGAGGGUUAGCUCUGUCACUUCCUUCUUCUUUUUUUUUUUAAUAAGAGAUUAUGGUGGUGAUGAACCAAAGCUCAUCACUUGAAAAAUCUUAUCUUCCUAACGCUUUCAUGUCUCAGAUCCUACAUGAACACUGGUAUCUGGUUUGAGAUCAGGUAGCGGAUGAUUUAGCAGACAUUUAUAAGUCAUGGAGUUUGCUUCCCAGAAGACUGGGUUACUUUGACGAGCACUUUCUGGUUGAGUGUGUUAUGUUACAGGCUGUCCCACAAAUUGACCACUUUUGACUUCACUAAUACACAUAACUGUAGUUCUCUGAGCUGACAGGAAAAGUGCAGGCACUAAAAUGUGGGUGUUUGAGCGGGUAGCUGAGACUACAUCCACACUACUGUGUUUUCAUUUGAAAAUGGUGUUUUUAAACAAAAAAGUUCUCUGUCCACACUAGCAUUUUCACAUUGUUUACAAAAGUAUUUUCGUCCACAGACUAAAACGAAUGAAAACACAUAUGAAGUAAUCCCCUGCUUACGCUAGGCGUGUGUGCAACAUAGACAUCUUUAAAAGUGCAAAAGCUGUGAGAUUUUGUCACGGAUUUAAGCCUGAAUUGAAGUUGCCAACUGAUUUUCUGAGUCAGCGUGAAUUUCAGCUUCAUCAGCUGUUGUUUCAUGUGUAGCAUGAGGGUGGUUGCAAUGCUGAAUUACAUCUUACUGUCAUGUCAGAAAUUUCAUUCAGCUCUCUUGUACUGUGAGUUGUCUCACAAGUGGAUUUUUCUAAUGCUGCCAUCAAGUUUACUGAAAUUCAUUAUGCAGCCACUGCAGUGAGUGUGCGUUGCACACUUUUAGUCUGAGCACCUACAGUAUGUUGUGACAUCUCGAUCUGACAGCAUGAGCACAUAUACAACUGGUGACUGUAUUGUGCAGUGUGACUAGUCACUUGACCGCCGACGUCUAAAAAUUGCAGUAAACACAAUUUACAGUAGAUGCAUAAAAGUAAACAACACAACUACGUUAGAAUAUGUUUUGCUUCUUUGAAGGGUGACCAGUCGGGGAUUGAGACAUAAAGAAUAAGAUCCAAUCAGGGAAGGGUCACGUAAUAAGCACCAACCAACCGGAGUGUGAAGGGAGUCUGUGUUUUCAGAAAAUGUCAUUUUUGUCCUGUCCACACUGAAACACCGCACCAGUGUUUUAUUUAAAAGAAUCUGUCUCCGGAGAGCAUUUUCAGAAGUAUUCCUUUUCAUGGGUUGAAGACAUCAGUAUUAGUGUGGAUGAAAGGCAAAACUUGAAAACAAUGUCUGCGUUUUUAAAACGAAAAUGUGGUAAUGUGAUCAGGGUCUGAAACAGACAGUCAAGAUAUGUCAUCAGGAGAGCGAGUUGAAGUCACUAGCCUUACACUUGUGCACACCAGAACUCCAUGGAGAAGGACUUAAAACACUUAACAUUUGCUUUACAAAAGAGGGCUUAAAAUUCAAGAUAAAUAAUGGCGCAAUGCAAGAUACAGUUAAAAACCUUAGUAGGGUAUUGACAGAGUAGAUCCCUAAGAAGAUGAGCCAGGGGAUGGUCUGUGCAAAUGUGCUACCCAAAUUUAAAAUUGAUGUGGAUUGUAGAGGAGCAUUCCUCAGGGGUAUCAGUAAAUCAAAUAACUCAAACUGAGGGUCCAUUGUCCUUACACUAGCAGCCUAACCACAGAAUGUCCUCAUUUGCUUGUGCACUGUACCUCCCGGGCUGUAGUACCACCUUUAGCCUUGUCUCCUUAGGUGUCUUGCACUAGUGGCAUUGUCCUGAGGAGCAGCAUACAGCAACAUCUGCACAUUUCUGUAGAGUCUGUAAAGUGAGUGACAGCCAAACCUGGGGUAAAAGUCACGGCAUUUUCCUUUACUCUAUGCCAACAGUACACUUCUGAAACACUCCAACAGCUUCUCUUGUAGAUCUUAGAACAACAAUCACAGGGUAUGUUUAUGGACCCAUUAGAAGUGUGUCAAACGGCUACUAGCAACCCUGAGCUGAAGGCAACGUUUGACAUGUGGUUUGUUACCUGGUAGAGUUCUGCAUUGCCGCUGGGUCAAUUUUGACUUGGCCUUGGUAUUUUAGCUCAGGAGAGCUUUACAACCAAAGUGUAACAAGUGUCUAUCCAUUGUCCAUAGUGUAGGUCGAUUCCUAAUGGCUUACAUGAUCAAAGUAAACUCUGCCAUGUUAACCCGAAUGACUGAUUUGCUAGGCUUGGUUAAAACUGAUUCUCUGUAAACUCUUCAUCAGGGCAACUGUGCAAGUAGGCUUGGAUCUUUGUAGUCUAGAUCAGUGUAUUUCAAUCAUUGUGGCUUGUGGGGCAAUUAAAAGACGACAAAUGUUUUACUUGCGGAUCGUUUAGGUAGUAAUCGAAAGGGAAAUUGAGCGUCCACCAUUAUUUGCAUCAUAUCGGAGAGUAGGGAGAGUGGAGUCUAUGUCCAUCUUGAAGUUUGGAGCUUCCAGAUUUACUAACAUAGGAGUUUUGAGCGUAAAGAGUUGGUAGCAUUAGACUGAAGAGCAGCAGAAGGCGUCCUACUUGGAGUAUUGAGCAUCCACAUUUACUAACAAUACAUUGAUGUCUGGAAAACACCUUGGACCAUCAGUUAGGAAAGACUGGGCUAAAAUACAUUACCUGCCUGAUUCAAUGGACUGUUUUCGGUUUGCAAACUGAUUGUUGGGUGCCACUGGUCUGGUGUUCAAUGACAGAUCAGACGGAUUGGAGCAGGAAGGAUUGUCUUAAUACUACAGUGACUACAGGACAAGGGGUUUACAUGUUGAGUUGGGCACACAUGGCCAGUCUGAUCUUGAUGGAACGUCUGUUUACCUACUAGAUUUGUAUUUGUUUCAAAUGGACAUGAGUCCUCUCAUCCUUUGGUUUGUGCUCAUAUGAGCAACACUGUAUCUUGCACCCCUUUCUAAAACAGAUCCAGCUGUGUGACUGGUCAAAUGUUUGGGCUCAUCUUUGGCUUGACAUUUUAUUUCUUUCAUGUUGUUUUUGAUCAUUUCUGAACAUUUUCUUUAGGUAGGCUUUCCUAAGCAUCUAGCGCUGUGCACAUUUAUGAAGCUUAAAUUCUUUGGGUUGCAGUUGCAGUGUGUUUGGAAAAUGUAAUUCUAGCGUUGACAUUUUAUUUUAGUAUUUUAGAGAAUAGUACAUUUCAGUUAAAUAUUUACUGUGUACCUAGCAGAAUUAUUAGGCAGCACUGUAUCAAUACCUCUGAGCUACAAAAAGGCAGAUGCCUCAGGCCGACAGCUUACAAUACCCCCUUAUCAGCUCUCAUUAUCCCCUUAGCCCACUGUACACCAUGCUGUUUAUGGCCCUUUGAAGUCGGUGAACACUAAGGCCAAUGACGUUCUCUUCAGUCGGUGAGGUCCCCUGGUAUUGGUCAGCAUCGAUGUGUCUGCCACAACUUUGUUUUCCCCCCUGUUUUGUAUUUUUUAUAAACAUUUUUUUUAUUCAAUCAAGAAAACAGAUAAAGAGGUUGUGAAUCUUAAUAAAUAAAAGAAAAGGAAACAUCUGACAUUAUGAAAAUAAAAGAAUACAGGAUAAGAAAACAUACAACAAAACCAUUGGCACCCUCUAAAGCCGUACCCACCCCGACUCUGGCCUUUGGCCACUAGUAUUUUCACAUUUUUAUCAAUGAUAAAUGCAGUCCGGACAGUCAAGAAUAAAAUAAUGAAGGCAAUGGACAACACACCGACACAGUACUCAGUAUUUGUUGCAUGCCUGCCCCUGACAUGACCUGUCUCUGCUUUGGUUACUUCCAUCUUCAUUGUCUACACCUCAUCACAUCCCUUCUAGCCCGGAUGAACUGUACGUCAUAAUUCCUUCUCUUUAGUCACAAUUGAAGCUAAUUUUUGAGAGCAGACAAAUAACGUAGUAAGAGUUAACCAUUGCAGAAGCAUGCAGAAGGUCUGGACAUGCGCUUCUGUUCCAACUCCCUGACAGCCUAAAAUGAGCAGAACGAUGGGUAAAGUCCUUUUCUGAUUCAUCCUCUCAUGCAAGUAACUGCAGAGAAGUCUUAGUUUUUCACAGUCUUUACCAGUUUAAUGCUUCCCUCAAAAUAUUACCAAUCAUGUAUGUUUGUAUACAUUCAUGUGAAAAAGUAAGUACAGCCCAUGGGCUUUUUUAAAGUAUUUGAAUAGGCAUGCAGUAGAUCUUCAUGCAAACAGUGCCCACAGAUAAAGGUGAUACACUUGAACAAAAACACAAAAUGUUGCCUUUUUAAUCAUUUAUUCAACAAAAAUAGAUGUAGUAAUGGUCUACUAGUGAAAAAGUAAGUACACCCUUGCCAGUAGAAGCUAGUAUUAAGCUUUAGCAGAACUGACUUCUUGUAUGUGUUUUGCAUAACUGCCCACCAGUCUGACAUUGACUCACUAAUUUCUGACCAGUCCUCCUUGCAGAAUCCCUUUAUUUGCAAGAUGUCUGUGAGUUUUUUUUUUUGGCAUGUACUGCCUGUUCCAAAUCCCCCCACAACAUUUCAGUGGGAUUCAAAUCAGGGCUUUGACAGGACCAGUCCAUAACCCUCCAUUUCUUCUUCUUGGUGAAUUUGCUAGUUUUCUUUGUAUCAUUAGGGUGCUGAAAGGUCCACUUCAGGUUCAACUUCAGCUUUUGAACAGAUGGCCUCACAUCCUCCUGGAGCACACUUUGAUGCAAGGCAGAAUUCUGGUUGACCCAGAAUCUUAAGCGGGGAAAGAACCCCAAACCAUAAUCUUUCCACCACCAUGCUUCAUAGCUGGUAUGCGGUCCUUCUUAAAUGCUGUCUUCAUUUUGCACCAGACAUGUCUACUAUUGCUGUGGCCAGACAACUUUAUCUUUGAUUCAUCUGGCCAGAGCACAUUGUUCCAGAGGGCCUGGUUUUACUUGUAUAUUCAAUGGCAAACUGUAGUUUUACUCUAAUGUUCUUCUAGGACAGCAAAUGCUUUUUUUCCUGCAACACCUCGCAUGCAGGUCAAAUUUAUGCAAUCUCUUUCUGAUUGUAGAUGCAUGCGCUUUGACAUCAACUUUUCCAGGAGUUCUGUACAGAAUAGAUCCUAAGGUGAAAUUUUGGGGCUGUUGGAGACUUCUUUGUAGAAGCAACAGGUCAGCUCUUGGACUGGUCUGUCCUGAACAAAUUAGAAGUCGUUUGACAUCUUAUACCACUUGUAGGCGAUGUUCCUUACAGUGAAAUGAUUGGUUUCAAAUAAUUUGAUGAUUUUUUUUUUUAAAGCCCUUGCCAGACUCAGGCACCCACAAGCCUCUUUCUGAGGGCCUUAGAGUGCUCCUUUGACCUUGGCAUGGUGAGAAAACACACAUCAACAGCAAAGAGAAUGCCAGACCUUAGAUAUCAGUGGCUUAAGUAAGGCAGGGUCCACCUGCUAACUGCCUAAGUAGGUUCUCCUCAUUGGCUCCUAAUCUGAAACGCCUGGUUCUAUUUUGAUACGUCUGAAGUGGUGAUUCAGUAAAUGUAGGGGUGUACUUACUUUUUCUAUGGAACAAAUUUAGAUUAUGAGAAUGAUUACACCAUGUCAGAUGCAUGUGCCAUUUGUUCAAGGACAUCACUUUUAUCUGUUUGCCUGUUCAAAAACAUUGAAAGUCCAUUUCCAUAGGGCAUACUUACUGUUUCACGUGACUCACAUCUCAUCAUCGAUGAGAGCCUUGGCCUGGAAAGCGUUCUAUGGAAUUAAAACUGACACUUCAUUUUGUGUUUGCAUUAGACUAUUCACCAAAGUGUUUUUUAUUUUCCUUUCAGUUUCUCAUGUUAGGUUCUGGACUCAUGUAUGACACUUGUUUAAGAGUAUAAGGGCUGUGAGCUGAAGGUCCCAAAGCACACAAUAUAUAAAUGGCACUUUUUAGCUGUUUCGAGGACCCCCGACAAUGCCAACCUAGUACCAAGAAUGGACUUUAAAAGCAGGCAGCAACUCAGUAAGCAAUAUACGGUACAAUGGUGGAUGCAAGUUGUACACAAAAGGAAAUUCUAAAUGAAUAUGCUAGAAUGUUUUAAUGACUGAGGAAUCUUCUCACCAAACCUUAAAUCUAAAGGGCCAGCACAGGUUCAGGCAGGCAGAGAGCUUAAGUAUUCGGGAAAAGGAAUGCAGUGAGGGUGUGGAGGUGUGGGACUCCAAAAAUGUUUUUAGCUGGUAGGUUGGAUGUCAAAACUGAAAAGGCAACAAAGAUAUAAGAGUAGCAUAUCGACUAAGCUGUAUUGGUCAAGUGAAAGUUGAGCGAGUGCGUUUACAUGGGCUGACCUGUUCAGACGUUAGAGAGGGUGACACUGGGAUGCCAGUUUAACCACAUUGCAUUAUUACAGCAGUCUGUUAAGAAGGCUUUCAUCAUAAACACGGCCUGACGGAAUAUUACCUGCAAUAUAUAAAUCUGUUAGUGGUAUGUAUUGGCCUAGCCAAAAAAGUACUUGAGGAAGUAAAGCCACUGCUUGCCAGCGUGUUAAAAAGUGCAUACAGGGUUAACUCUAGAAAUCAUCUGCACUGAGGUGGCAAGAAAAGACGUUAAACAGAAACCUGAGCAAAUGUAGUGUGUGCCACUUCGGUAUUUGUUACAAAAACUGCUCAUUAUGAAAGCCUACUCAUACAUUUUGUAAUUGCCAAGCUAACAGUACGCUCUCCAGGUCUAUUAAGUUUUAAAUGGUAUGAAGACAUCCUUUGUGGAUGGGACUGACAUUUGUUAGAGUGAUGUGUACAUCAGCUGAAAGGUUCACAUUUUCACCCUGAGAACAGCAGUAUAACCACGUGGCACACCAGUCCUUUGGAAACUUUUCUAUGAGAAUGUGGCAUUGUUUUGAAUGGGGAGUGAAGAACAUACUGUCUCUGUGCCCGCUGCCACCUCAUCCCGCUAAAACACUUCCUGUGCCUUUCUUGAACACCGUUGCCUGGUUUCUCUUUCACCCUUAAUUAUCCUGAGAACUGAGGAGUGAGACAAAGUGUCACUUGCGAGGCAGUACUCGCCUUCCUAAUGGCUGGGGCUGGAAUGCUGACAAUUCUGCAGCACUUAACAAGUACGAGCCGCUCAACUCUAUGCACCUCUCCAAAGUUACACAAGCCACCCAAAAACACUAAGCGUGAAGCCCCUGCAUGUGGAGGGAUGCCAUGCUGCCAGCUUGCCUGCCUCUGUGCCCUCCUUGUCUCACACUCAGUCUCGGUAUUUAAUGCUGGGUUUGUAUUUCUUGUUUUUCUUUUUCCUAACUGUACGUGACAGGUUUCGGUAUGUCUCACUUUUUCUAUUGUAUUACAUAGAAGUCCAUGCGUGAUUAUAAAGUCGCAGACACAAGCAACACAACUUUUAAGGGCUCUUUUCAAUAAUUAGAAUGUUAUGCUGCUGUUGCAAAAAGCAUAAAAAUCCUUUGUAAUAUUUUUCAACCACUGUGAUUUGUACAAAAAAAAAAAAAAGGAAACAAAAUACCAUUUCAGUAUUUUAAUGUUGGACUUGACUUUAUUAAAACAUUCAUAAAUUACAUGUGUUGAUGCUUUUAUUACUUGCUCACAACUUUUCAAAGGAGCUGCUGACUUGUUGCAUUCAGAGCCCUGAUUGGCCUCCAUGAUUAAAAGCUGUUUCAAGAUCACAAUACAUUACAAUAGGAAUAGCU
Molecule: messenger RNA, 12118 nt
Organism: Erpetoichthys calabaricus (reedfish)
Lineage: Eukaryota; Metazoa; Chordata; Cladistia; Polypteriformes; Polypteridae
Gene: rhobtb4
Product: Rho related BTB domain containing 4
Exons: 10
Coding region: 814-3066 (750 amino acids)
Biological process (GO): small GTPase-mediated signal transduction
Molecular function (GO): GTP binding; protein binding; GTPase activity
Source: RefSeq, a predicted model, not a curated record